Molecule: messenger RNA, 1065 nt
Organism: Scomber japonicus (chub mackerel)
Lineage: Eukaryota; Metazoa; Chordata; Actinopteri; Scombriformes; Scombridae
Product: germ cell-specific gene 1-like protein
Exons: 6
Coding region: 1-1065 (354 amino acids)
Cellular component (GO): plasma membrane
Source: RefSeq, a predicted model, not a curated record
AUGCUGGAGCGUUUAUCACGUCGCUCUCGCUCCCUACUCUCCCUGACCUUGACCACUCUGGCUCUGGCCCUCUCCAUCCUGGCUCUCUGCACCUCCUACUGGUGUGAGGGCACUCACAAGGUGGUCAAGCCCCUCUGCCUGUCUCCUGUCAAAAUGAAGAACUGUGGUCAGAACAACAGCGAGCCUUACACCACAGAGAGUCCCACUCAAAACCCCUUCAACCGCACACUGUCUCCAGCCAGGAGGGACGAGCUGGCCAAGAUCAGACAGAGGCAGCUGGCCAAUGCGGUUCACUACAUCUGGGAGACGGGGGAAGACAAGUUUGCUUUCAGAUACUUCCACACCGGCUUCUGGGAAAGCUGUGAGAAACACAGCGAUGGGGAGAAAUGCCGAAGCUUUAUUGAAUUAACUCCUGGGGAAACACAAGGUGUGCUCUGGCUGUCAGUAAUUUCAGAGUUUACAUACAUCGGCCUGCUGGGGAUGGGCUUCUUACUCAUGUGGCUGGAAGUCCUGUGCUCACAUAAAGAGAUGCACUCACUAAAAAUCAAUGCCUAUGCAGCCAUCUGUACUGUGCUAUCAGGUCUUCUUGGGAUGGUGGCCCAUAUGAUGUACACCACUGUAUUUCAGAUGACAGUCAUUGUGGGCCCCAAAGACUGGAGGCCUCAGUCCUGGGACUAUGGCUGGUCAUUUGCUCUUGCCUGGGUGUCCUUCAGCUGCUGCAUGGGGGCUGCCGUGGUCACUCUCAACUCUUACACAAAGACCAUCAUUGAGCUCCGUCGCAAACAGAGGCUGCGUUUGGAGGAAGCAAGAGCCGCCACUCACGCGCCAUCCUACGAUGAGGUGGUUCCAGGGGGCGGGCUCUACUCUGUCAGUGGCCUGCUGCAGUGCCCAGACGGCAUGAUUGACGUGGCGUGGGCCCCAAAUGGCAGUGUUGUAGGAGUGGGAAAUGGGGACGUGCCAACUUUGGUUUUAGUAGGAGGCUGCGGGCCAGAGGGGUGUGAAGACUGUGAGAGAGAGAUGGACGAGAUGGAGGACGCCAUGGACCGUGUUGAUUCACCUUGUUAA